AUGUCACAACAGAAUGAUCAACAAAAUCAAUCGCCAAAUUCAAAUUUGUCUAAUUCACAAACCGCUAAUGCAAAUAAUAAUACAACGAACGAUCAAUUUUCAAAUUUUCAGAAGAGUUCACAACAAACACAACAGACUACGGCACAAAAUCAACAGUCAUCACCGCAACAACCACAAACAUCACAAACUGUUACAACCCCUCAACUACAGCCAGCUACAAGUCAACCAUCACAAGUUUCAGUUACUGUACCAGUACGGCCUGUAAGUGUUUCUACAAAAGGUGGGAAUGCAAAGAAAAAAACCGGUGGAAACAAAAAGGCGGGUGGGUCACGUCCCAAAACCGCAUCAACAGAGAAAAAUGAUGAAAUGUUGCCUCAAGCUUUGUCUCAAAUGGCAACCGAUUAUUAUAACCAGGCUACUCAGCAUGGAGGACAAAACACACCAGAAGGUCAGAUAUAUCUCAAAAAGUAUAUGGAUACGGUACAAGCUUUGGAACAGCAUCAGCGAAACAAUCAACAUGCUAGUUUUUCAUUUGUUCCGCCAGCGAACCAAAUCACGUCGCCGGCAACUACCCCUUCUCCCAAUCAGAUGUCUCGCAUUCCUGCCACUAUGCCGUCCGUACCUUCGCCAAUGCAUAAUCAUCAAAAUAAUCCACAGAUUGUUGCUAGGCCGCAGCAACAUCAACAUCAGCAACAUAUGGUUGGACGAGGACCACCAAUAAAUUAUCAGCAAUUAACAGGUGAAAUUAAUAGAAUUCAAACUUCGAGAGUAACAAAUCCUACGAGCGGUCCUUCACAAACAACAUAUAAUACGACAAGACCUUAUAUAAGACCGCAGCAAAUGAUAUCUCCAAUACCUGAUUCUCAACGAAUGAUGACGAUCAAUACACAUGGACAUUCGGGAGCGACAGGAUCUCCAACAACUCAACCUAUCCAAUCACCCAUUAUACCUUCUUCACCAUUAACAAAUAACAUUGCGGAAGGAUCAAUGAUUACUACUAUGCAGCCACAAACAAUACAUCAAUCACCAAGAUUACAUCAACAGACUCAAUCACCGGGGUCACAACCACCACCUCAAUCACCACGACAACCCCUAUCACAAUCACCUCGACCUCAUCAUCAUCAAAUACAGCCUUUGCCUCAAUCGCCUCGAACACAACACCCUUCUCAACUGUCUCAAACACAACAGACGCUUCUAAAUUCACAUGUAACCAAUCCUUCGAUGGAAAUUGAUUCCGUGCAAGCGACACCAUCUACAAUUAUUCCAAAACCUAUCACAGAUGGCAUUAGACAAAUUACGCCGAUAGCACCGGCAAACCCAAGUGGCCUUCCAUCACCAUUACCGCAGCAUUUAUCUGUCACAAAUAAAUUACAAAUUCCAGGAGUAAAAAUGCACACCAUACCUAAUUUAGGCAUGAAUUUACCAGAAACGCCAGCGUCUUUGGAACAAGAAGAAAUGGAUAGACAUCCUUUAUCAAAACGCAAAAUUCAACAGCUAGUUGAUCAAAUAGAUCCUAAAGAGAGACUAGAACCAGAAGUGGAGGAUAUGCUAUUAGAAAUAGCGGAUGAAUUCAUCACUUCUGUAAGCUCCUUUGCGUGUCUUUUGGCUAAACAUCGAAAAUCUGAUACUUUAGAGGUUAAAGAUCUUCAACUCCAUUUAGAACGUAAUUGGAAUAUUCGUAUUCCUGGAUUUGCAUCAGAUGAAAUUCGAUCUGUACGGAAAACUAUUGUACCAUCAUCACAUCAGCAAAAAAUGUUGGCGGUAAAUAUCGCAAAAGCAAAUAAGAAUGCAAUGAUUUAUGUCCAAGUCAGUUUGAUUUUAUUUUUGCUUGUAUCGAAAGCUUUAAGCAGUUUCGAUUUCACGAGGCACUUGGGUACAAAAAGCCUAUAUCCUAUAACAUCCAAUACUACACCACCUCUAGAAUCUCCCGAGUCGUGUGUAUUGGUGCAAUUACACUUAGUAGCUCGACAUGGAGCGAGGCUUCCUACCGAAGGUGACAUUAAAAAGUUCGAUAUACUAGAUAAAUUGUUCGCCAAUAUUCCUUUAGCGCAAGACUGGCGAAAUCCAUUUAAUUAUUCGAAAACAGGACUCCUUACAGAUAGAGGCGAACAUGAACUAUACAUGUUAGGGAAAAGAGCUCGUCAACGGUACUAUAAAUUCUGGAAUAAUCUCACAUAUGAUUCUAACGUUGUCGUAUUUCAGAGUUCAGCUGUUUCAAGGUAUUAA
Molecule: messenger RNA, 2226 nt
Organism: Dentiscutata heterogama
Lineage: Eukaryota; Fungi; Glomeromycota; Glomeromycetes; Diversisporales; Gigasporaceae
Source: the annotation of a GenBank genome assembly